Molecule: messenger RNA, 11087 nt
Organism: Hermetia illucens (black soldier fly)
Lineage: Eukaryota; Metazoa; Arthropoda; Insecta; Diptera; Stratiomyidae
Gene: Hml
Product: hemocytin
Exons: 43
Coding region: 77-10906 (3609 amino acids)
Cellular component (GO): extracellular region; extracellular matrix
Molecular function (GO): chitin binding; protein binding
Source: RefSeq, a predicted model, not a curated record
AUAGAAUUAGUUUCUUUGAAUUAAUUACCCAUGCAUGGUGUUUUUCUAGUGCGUUUUCAAGUUAUAAUGAAUUAAUAUGUUGGUUGUGAUUUCAUUUACAAUUUUGGUUGGUUUACCCAACGCAAUAUCUGACUUUGGGCUAAAUCAACAAGCGUAUACUGGUAUAAAAACAAAGGCACAAGGUUUCUUUGCAAAGACGCAUAUAGGAUGGCCAUUUGGCAAUAGAAAACAACAACCGUUUGAGAAUUUAUCUGAGUGUAAUGAAAGGCUUCACGAUGUCAGCAACGCUCAUGUUAAAUGUACGAAUAAUUUCUGCAAAGUGAUGUGUUUUGAAGGAUAUAAAUUUCCAUCUGGAGAAACAGUAUUACACAUGGCUUGUAAAAAUAACGUUUGGGUUAUUCAGAACUCCGACUUAUCCGACAUUACUGAUUGUGAACCGAUAUGUGGACCACCGUGUGAAAAUAAUGGAAUUUGUAUUGCCCCUGGUGAAUGUCGAUGUCCGGAAAAUUAUUUUGGGCCACGUUGUGAAAUUCGCAAGAAACUUUGUCUUACUAGACCUCCGGUUCCCAAAAAUUCGAGAAUAGUCUGCAAUGCAGCUUCUUGCUCGGUAACGUGUGCGAGGGGAUUUUUCUUUCCGGAUGGAAGCACGAUAACAAACCUCAAAUGUGUAGAAGGCCAGUGGAUUCCUACUAGACAAGAUUUUAAUAAAGUUCCAGAUUGCCAGCCUACGUGUGAACCGCCAUGCGAAAAUGGUGGCAAUUGUUUGGGACACAAUGUCUGUGAAUGCAUAAAUGACUUCAAAGGUCCUCAGUGCCAGUAUAGUGUGGAUCGAUGCUCGCCGAAAAAAAUGCUCUUUAAUGGAGGUUACAACUGCCAUGGAGAUAAUUUUGUUUUAACUUGCCAGCUUUAUUGCCCUUCAAAUAUUGAUUUUGAAUUCCCACCAGCAACGUUGUAUACCUGUAAAUUCUCGAAAGGGUAUUUUGAACCACGAAAUAUUCCACAAUGUGUCUAUGGUGAAAAUGUGCAAAUAAUUGGAGUAGGUGGAAAAUACGAUAAAAAGCAGGAGCAUAAAUACAAGAUAGAUAGCCAACCGCAGGAUAUAAGUUCAUGGGAAGCCACCAUCAAGAAGAUAAUAAACAAAAGGAAAAAUAUACCUGGGGUGAAAACGCAUUUUGACUACUCAACUUCAUCUGGAAUUCCCAAUGUGCAUAUCUUAUAUAACUCGCCCAAAGAAAAACGAGUACCAUCUCCUGGAAUCUGCUUCACUUGGGGUGGAAACCAUGUAAAGACGUUCGAUGGACUUCUAUUUAAAUUUCCAAUAUACUGCAGCCACGUAUUGGUGAGAGAUCACGUUGAUGAAGAGUUCAGUAUCGUUUAUAAAACUUGCCCAUCUGCCGAAACAGACUGUGCCGUCUCUCUGGAAAUUUAUUUUCAAGAUACUUUGUAUACGCUAACAACUAAAAAUGACGUCAUCGUGCUGUCUACUCCAAAAAAGCGUCUUCCAAUUCCUGUUCAAUUAAUUGGAAUUAAAGUAAUUCACGUGGGACAACAAUUGAAAAUCGAUCUAGAAGCUGUUGGGUUGGUAAUUUUGUGGGACGGAAAGCAUUAUAUAUCAAUCGAAGCGAAUGCAGGCCUUUGGAAUCGCACAUCUGGAUUGUGUGGUACGCUAGAUAUGAGUUCACACAAUGAUUUCAUGUCACGAGAUGGGUCGACUGCAUCCACAAUUAAAACAUUUAUCGACUCCUGGAAGAUAGUUGAUGACAGAGAUAAAUGUACUAUGGAGAGUUUAGAAGAGUUUCGAAAAGAAAAAGAGUGUACAUCUGAUGAAGAAAUUGAAGCUGCGAAAUUUUGCACUAAGCUUUUAGGAACCGAGCAGCUGCAGGAAUGUUUAGCCGAAUUUGAUAAAGCCCUUCUAGCUGAAUAUUGCAUGGAGGAGUAUUGCAACUGCCACAGUGAAGAUAAUCCCUCUAAUUGCAAUUGUAACGCAUUUUCCGUAUUUGUAAAGGAAUGUCAAUUUAAAGGAAAUCAAUUACGUAAUGGCUGGCGGAGCAGUGAGGUUUGUCCAAUGAAAUGUGAUAAAGAACGAGUAUAUAUGCCAUGCGGACCUGCAACUGAUACAAGUUGUGGAUCAGCAGUUGAGAAUGCGGUAGUAGAGUCCUGCAAUGAAGGUUGCUUUUGUCCUGAAGGAACACUGCAGCACCAAGGCAAAUGCAUACCCAUAGAUCAAUGCCCUUGUAGAUUGCGAAAUAAAGUAUUUGAAGCGGGUAGUGAAGUGAAAAAAGAUUGUAAUACAUGCCUUUGCAAAAACGGAAUUUGGACUUGCACAGAUAUUUCCUGUGGGGCUCGUUGUUCAGCUGUGGGUGAUCCGCAUUAUAUCACGUUUGAUGGAAGGCGCUUCGAUUUCAUGGGAAAAUGUUCAUACUAUUUAAUGAAGACCCUUAAUAUUUCUAUUGAAUCAGAAAAUAUUGUAUGUCCUGGAAGUAUUUCAGAAUCAAUGAAUUUUGAGCCCACGAGUGCAAUAGGGAUGCCAUCUUGCACUAAAUCUGUGACCAUAAGAUUUGAGAUAAAUGGAAAGGAAAUUGCAGUCACCCUAGAUCAAGGAAAUGCAAUUUAUGUGAAUAACAAACAAGUGACGGAAUAUCCAAAGGUGGUUGGAAAUGGCAUUUUAACAAUUAGAAAAGCGAGUACAAUAAUUAUCUCAGUUGAUUUUGCUGAUGGUCUGCGCGUUUGGUGGGAUGGUAUGACACGAGUUUACAUCGAUGCUCCAAGUAGCUACAGAGGAAAAACUCAAGGAUUAUGUGGCACUUUUAACUCUAAUAUGCAGGAUGAUUUCCUCACACCAGAAGGCGAUAUUGAAAAUUCAGUGGAACCAUUUGCUGAUAAAUGGAAAACAAAAGACACUUGCGAUUUUACAUCAGAAGCAAAUCCACCAGUCCAUCCGUGCCAAGAUAAUUUAGAAAAAAAAGAAAAAGCCGAGAAAUAUUGCACUAAACUUAUAGGAGAAAUUUUUGAAGGUUGUCACUGGUCGGUCGAUCCUACACCAUACUUUGAAGAUUGCAUGUUCGAUGUCUGCGCUUGUAGGGGCGACGCAUCACUUUGUUUAUGUCCAAUAUUUGCAUCAUAUGGAGCCGAAUGUAAUCGGCAAGGAGUUAUUACGAAUUGGAGAUACCAUGUAAAAGAAUGCGCCAUCGAAUGUCCUUUGGGGCAAAUUUUCGAUGAAUGCGGUGACAGUUGUUUACGUACAUGUGAGGACUUGGCUUCUAAAGAUGUUUGUAGGGGACAUUGUGUUGAAGGGUGCCGAUGCCCUCCUGGCCAGUAUCUAAAUAGCAAAAAUGAAUGUAUUCCUGAAGAACAAUGCCAAUGCAUGUACGAUGGACUGAAUUUCAACAACGGAUAUAAAGAAGUUAGACCAGGACGCCAAUUUUUGGAACUUUGUACUUGCUCAGCAGGUCUUUGGGAUUGUGAAGUUGCGAAUCAUCGAGACCGAGAAUUAUAUCCCCCAGCCAGUGAAAUGAAGGAGAAGUGCGCCGAAAAGGAAUUCGCUGAAUUCACUAAAUGCCUUCCAGUUGAGCUCAAAACCUGCAAAAAUAUGCAUGCCUACAACGAAAAAUUUGAUGAAGAUUGCAAUCCUGGCUGCGUUUGUAUGGAUGGAUAUGUUUUAGAUGUUUCAGCUCAUAAAUGUGUUUCACCUGAAAACUGUUCUUGCCACCAUGGGGGCAAAAGUUACAAUGACGGUGAUUCUUUCAAAGAAGACUGCACCACAUGCAAAUGUAAGUCUGGAAAGUGGGACUGCAUUUCCGAAAACUGUGCAGCGACCUGUAGUGUGUGGGGUGACUCUCACUUCACUACAUUCGAUAAAAUGGAUUUUGACUUCCAGGGCGUAUGCGAUUAUGUUCUAUCUAAAGGCACUUUGUCUGGAGGAGAUGGAUUCAGUGUAACAAUUCAGAAUGUACUCUGUGGCACGAUGGGUGUAACUUGUUCGAAGUCCGCGAAAAUAUCUUUAUUUGGCCAAUUGACCGAUUCGAUUCUGUUGUCAUCAGACUCCUCUAAAAGCAAACAUCUAGAAAAUAGCAAAAAUUCACGGAACUCAGGCCCGAAUGGAUUUGCAAUUUAUAAAUCUGGAAUUAUGACCACUGUUGAGGUUACAGGACUAGGAUUACAAAUUAAGUGGGACCAUGGGACCAGGCUUUAUGUGAAAUUGAGUGAUCAGUGGAAAGGCAGGACCAGUGGACUUUGUGGCAACUAUAACAACGAUGCUCAAGACGAUAUGAUAAAUCCCUCACAAGGACAGGAAACUAGUUCAUUACUUUUCGGCCAUUCCUGGAGGUUACAAGAAUUCUGUUCAUUGCCUUCUAAACAAAUAGCUGCUUGUUCCGAGCACCCUGAAAGAAAACUAUGGGCUCAUAAAAAAUGUGGCAUCUUAAAGUCCAAAUUAUUCCAGCCAUGCCAUUCGGAAGUUUCCAUUGAUAGGUACUUCAAGCGAUGUAUUUUCGAUGCAUGUGCAUGCGACAAAGGAGGAGAUUGCGAAUGCCUUUGCACAGCUAUAGCGGCAUAUGCUGACGAAUGCGCAAGCAAAGGCACGCCCAUUAAAUGGAGGUCGCCAGAGUUUUGCCCAAUGCAAUGCGAUGAGUCAUGUUCGGUAUAUAGCUCCUGUAUAUCAGCAUGUCCGUUAGAAACAUGCGACAAUUACUUGGAGCACGAUCAAUUUAAAAAAAUGUGCAGUUCCGAAGCCUGUGUUGAAGGCUGCAGCAUCAAGCCUUGUAAAGAAGGCUAUGUAUAUUCAAACAGUUCCUACACUGAAUGUGUUCCCAAAAAGAAUUGCAAACCUAUCUGUAUGGAAAAGGAUGGUACCAUAUAUUAUGAAGGAGAUAUAAUUCGAGCAGAUGAAUGCCAUACUUGUCGAUGCUCACGCCAGAAAGAAAUGUGUAGUGGAGCUCCAUGUUCGCAAACUCAAACACCAGAAAUGACCGCUGCAACCGAGCGACUCUUUGCAAUGGAAGAAUCUCAGUGCACCGAAGGAUGGACCGACUGGAGCAACGCUGACCCUGCGCCAUCCUCUAAAAAAACUAAAGGGGGGAGACCCUCAUUAAUGAAGCAAAAUGACAUUGAGCCUAUACCAAAAUUUUUGUCAGCACUUUCGUUGUUUGGAUUUGGAUCGUGCGCACCCCAGUUUAUGAAAAAAAUUGAAUGUCGAGUAGUUGGAACAAAUCAAAGUGUUAAAGAUACGGAAGACAACUCUUAUUGUUCUCUUGAAAAGGGGUUAAUUUGCAUUGGGCCUUGUCAUGAUUACGAAAUACGAGUAUACUGCGAUUGUGGCAGGAUGACCACAGCAAUUGAAUCAUUUACAGAAGCUUCAACAAAGUCGUCUAUGUGCAGUAUGACUGAUCCCUUCGUUGAAUACCCAGAUGAUUGUUUCAAAUUUCAAUUAUGUGAGCAACAAGCGGAUGGUUCUUGGGAUUAUGUAGAGAAAACUUGCGGUCCAACCAUGAUGUUUAACCCCGUAACCAAGUCUUGCGAUUGGAAGAGUUCGGUCCAAGAAAUUAAGCCUUUCUGCAAAAAGUAUGCUCCUGAACUCGUUACAACAACUGAGCAGUCUUUGAAGACUUCUGUUAGUGAGAAGAUACCAAUUAAAAACUGCGACCCCGAAACCCCACACGUUGAAUACCCCGGCGAUUGCUUCAAAUUCCGGCAUUGUGUACAGCAAAGUGACCAUAGCUGGCAAUAUACUGAAAAAACGUGCGGGCCAACAAUGAUGUUCAAUCCAUCCAAACUAGUAUGCGACUGGCCAGCGAAUGUUCUCAAAAUUAAACCUCAGUGUGGAACUAUCGAACCAUUUGAAGAAGCUAAACAAUGUCCUGAAGGUCAAGAAAUGUCGGAUUGUGGUAUACCAUGCGGAAAGGCAUGCCACUAUUAUCAAAAGCAACUAUACGAACAACAACUCUGCAAACCCUACAGUGCAUCUUGUGAGCCUGGUUGUAUAGAAGAAGGUCUGUCAAUGCAUUGCAAUCAUAACGAAUUGCGGAGAGACAAAAGAACAUGUGUCAAAAUUUCUGACUGCCCAUGUAUGAGCCACAGUGGAAAAUUCGUCAAGCCAAAUGAUAUAUUCGAGGAAUCUGAAUGCGAAAUCUGCCAGUGCCUAGAUAAUUCGUAUGUCUGUUCGAAAUUACCUUGCGAAAAAGAAGAACUAGUUUUGGGUUUUACAACUCCAUCCGUUGAGGAAGUGGAAAUUAGCGACCUAGUAACGGAGAAGUCUGUCAUCGUUCCGACCGUUGUGACACCACCAAAAAAAUGCAGCCUGGAAAUGCUUGCACCAGUAAUUGAUGGUGAUACAAAACUACCUGAUUCAGUAUUCACUGCUAGCAGUAUCCUCGGAUCAAGUUUUCUGCCACAAUUUUCUCGACUUAACAGCAGGCCUACGGAAACCGCUAGCGGUAGCUGGUCACCAAUGCUGAACGAACCAACACAAUAUCUUCAAAUUACCUUGCCAAAAGCAAUACCAUUAUAUGGAGUAAUUAUGCAAGGAAGCCCCAUUUUUGAUCAAUACGUGACAAGUUUUAAAAUAUUAUACAGCUUCGAUGGAGAUGCUUUUCAUUACGUCACCGAUGAAAGUAGUGCGCCACAACUUUUCAAUGGACCAAUAGAUCCAAGAACGCCAAUACAAUCCAUAUUCAAGGUUCCGAUAGAAGCGAAAAUUGUCCGUAUAUGCCCAAUUAAAUGGCAUGGCGGUAUUUCGAUUAGAGUUGAACUACUUGGAUGUUCGAGAAGAUCUGAUACGCAGGUAGAAGACUCACAAACUGAAACGACAACGAGUACGCCAUUUACAGAAGAUUUAACACAGAUUAUAAUAGAAGAUAAUGUGGAGCCUUUAUGCGAUGAGCCCAUGGGAAUUGAAAAUGGUGAAAUGUCUCCACGGCAAGUCAGCUCAAGCAGUAUCAGACCAAAUUAUAAAGGUGAAGUGCCAAAUUUGUUGGAAUUGUUAAAACUGACUUCACCAAAUGGAUGGCAGCCGACUCUAAAUUCCCCCAAUGAAUUUAUUAUGUUUGAUUUCUUGGAACUUAGAAAUAUAACAGGUCUGAAAACCCAAGGCGGACAACAAGGAUGGGUUACAGCAUUUAGUCUUCUAUAUUCAAAUAAUGGUUACAUUUGGAAUCAAAUUCUAACAAAGAAUGGUGUACCGAAAAUAUUUUUGUCAAACAACGACGCAGAAACACCUAAAACAAAUUACUUCAAAUAUCCAAUUCAAACACGAUAUAUUAAGAUUGCACCAAUAAAGUGGGAAAAUGUUAUUGAAAUGAAAGUGGAACCUCUUGGUUGUUUCAUUCCAUAUUCUGAAGUUAAGGAGCCAAUUGUGGAAGUCGAUACUAAAUUGCCUAUUGAAUCCAUCAAAAUAUGUCCUGUUUGCCCAGGGGUCGAUAUGUCUAUGGAUUUCCCUGAUGGAUCAGCAUGUAAAUGUGAACCGCCGAAAUUCUGGAAUGGAAAAGCUUGUAGUGACAGGAGUCAAUGUCCAUGCUUCGUCGGACAUAUCCGGUAUGAUGUUGGAGCACAAUAUCAAUCUGAUGAUUGUUCGCAAUGCGUAUGUGUUUUGGGAGGCGUACCCCAGUGUAAACCUCAGAAGUGCCCACCUUGCAAAGAAGGUCUGAGACCAGGAAAAUCGAUCAACUGCGCUUGUACGUGCGAAUCAUGCCCAGAAUUUCAGAAACUUUGCCCAACUAGUGGUGACUGUAUUCUGGAAAGCUUCUGGUGUAAUGGAAUCCAAGAUUGUGCAGAUGAUGAGUUAAAUUGCACACAAGUUGAAUUUAGUGUGAAGGAAACACCAAAUAGAACUGACAACCUAAAUAUUACCAAAGUUUGUCCUGAGCCACAAUGCCCUCCUGGUAUGAAAAUAGAGAGUAAAAAAUCUAGGCGAAAAAUGUCUCCAAUUUUCGAGUCCAGCUUCAAAUCUUCACGCAAAGGUGGACUGCAUGGAAAUAAAUAUCAGCAAAUGUCAAAAAGUGCUCGAAAAAUAAACUUCAUUAAAACAAAACAAGAUAGCAAGAAAAAAGGAAAACUAUUUAAAAAAUUGAAAUUCCUUUCGGCUGAAAUUUAUAAUGAAACUUCUGCCGAUGACUCUUGUUUCGAGUUCACAUGUACACCUCUAUCACGACCAGUUAUUACUAAGGAUAAAAAGCAAAUCGUUCGUUGUCCAAAUCCUGAGUGUCCCUCAGAAUAUUAUAUUGAGGAGGAACUCACGCUAGCCACAAGACCAAACGAAUGUCCUAAAUAUACAUGCGUCCUUCGACCUCAGAAAGACGCCGUCUGUUUGAUAAAUGGACGCUCUUUUAAAACAUUCGAUGGUACUGAAUAUAAAUACGAAAUAUGCAAUCAUACACUUGCCAGGGAUAUGAUCAAUCAAAAGUGGUCUAUAAUAUUGGUUAAAAAUUGCAGUGAAGGUGGCUUCAUAUGUCGAAAGCAAUUGAUUGUAAACAACUUUGAAGAGAAUUUAACUCUAGUUCUUAACACUGAUUUGACCGUGACAAUCGGUCAAUUCAAAUUUCUAGCACGCCAAUUGGAGAAAUCCCCUCUUAUUAAGUCAACAUUUGAAAUAUCACAACCAGGCAACGCAAUUCUUCUCAUAUCAAUGCCCUAUGGAUUCUGGCUUUCGUAUGAUACUGGUGGAAACGUUAAGAUUGGGGUUUCUUCCAAGAUAAUCGGAGCAGUCGAUGGCCUCUGUGGUUAUUUUAAUGACAUUAUUGAUGAUGACAAAAGCCUUCCUAAUGGAACAAUUACCGAUAGCACUAUGGAGUUUGGUGAUUCCUGGUUUAUUGGUUUUGAAUCGAAUGAAAUAUGCAAGCCACAAGCAUGUGCUAAGGACAUACAAAAAGCUGCCUUGGAGAUUUGUAACUCAAUUAGAGACGAAAUAUUUCGCUCAUGUGAAAGUGCUGUUGACUACAAUCGCUACAUUUCAAAAUGUAUAGAAUCAACCUGUGAUUGCAUGAAAUCAUCAAAGGAAGAGCAUGACAUCGCUAGAAAACAAUGCAAGUGCGAUAUAUUAGGAACUUUUGUAAGAGAGUGCAUUGCGUCUAAGCCGAACCUAGAUAUACCUAACUGGAGGCUCACAUUUGGAUGCGAAAUUGCUUGUUCUCCUCCGUUUGUCUAUAAUGAUUGCUUUAAACGAAAAUGUGAACCAUCUUGUGAAAACAUGAAGGCUGGAAGUUGCCCUCCAAUUCCAAAUGUGUGCUUUGCAGGUUGUUAUUGCCCAGAAGGAAUGGUUCGCGAGGGGAAAAAAUGUAUUCCAAUAUCUGAAUGCAUGGAUUGCAAUUGCGACGGUUUUGGAAAAUCAAAAUACAUAACAUUUGACAGACAAAACUUUACAUUCGAAGGGAAUUGUACAUACUUACUUUCACGGAAUAUACUUCCAAAUGAACCAAAUACAUUCGAGGUAUAUGUUAAACUUGGUAGUUGUAAAAUUCACGACCAGAAGCACAUUCCAAAAACCAAAUCAAAAUUUAAACAACGAAAGUUACCAAGUGGAUCAAACGGCUGCAUCCUGGGCUUAUAUAUUCUGAAUGAAAAACACACAGUGCAGCUUCAAAAGGACAUAAAGGGAAAAUUCAAUAUCAGCAUUGAUGGAGAUCAUAUCGAAAGCCUUCCAUUUAAAGCAGACUGGAUACAUAUGAAAGAAACUACGGGGCAAGAAAUUCUUGUGUCGCUCAUUCGAGCUACUGUUCAAAUAAUGGUCACUUACCCUGAUUUAGCAUUCACGAUACGUCUUCCAAGUGCAAAGUACGGGUCUAAGUUAGAAGGCUUAUGUGGCGACUGCAAUGGCGACCCAUAUAAUGAUUUGCAAAUUAAUCCAAAGCAGCAACAGGAAACCACCCCAGAGUUAACAAUAGAAAAUAUUGUUGAUAGUUGGCAAAAUGAUAAAUUAUAUCUGGGAUCAGACGAAAAAAUUGCUUGUAGUUCCAAACAACAGUCAUUAGAAGAAUGUGUCCCUCCCCCUACCGAGAAAGAUCCUUGCAUGAAAAUUAUGGACCAGGAUAUAUUCGGACAAUGUCAUAUAUUAGUUGAUCCAACUAUGUACGCAUCAGCUUGUCAAGAUGAAAUAUGCAAAGCUGGUAACAGUGAAAACGUAAUAUGUGAAACUUUAUCAGCAUACGCCAAAGAGUGUUUCCGACAUGGCAUCUGCAUUGAUUGGCGGAAAGCAGAAUUAUGUCCAUUUAAAUGCCCUUCUGGUUUAAAUUAUAAACCAUGCAGUUGCAUUAAAACUUGUGAUGUUAUUAAAGAAAGGGGAAUAUCAAAAACGAUCAAACUUGGUACCAAAUCAUCCUUAAAAAAUAUUGAAUCUCAAAAAUUAUGUACUUUAACGCAAAUGGAAGGAUGCAUUUGCCCUGAUGGGCAAGUAUUAAAUGGAACUAAAUGUAUUCGUGAACAACAAUGUGUACAGUGUGAUGACGGACAUUAUGCAGGAGACACCUGGCGUGCAGAUAAAUGUACAGAAUGUAACUGCGAUACAAGGGGCAAAAUAAUAUGCACCAAACAGGAGUGCUCUGUAAUUGAGAAAAUUUGCGAAGACGGCUUUACUCCGGUUGAAACAAGCGACUCAGAUGCUUGCUGUUCUAAAUUUAUAUGCGUUCCCAUUCCCACGGUACCGACUCCUAUUACUUGCCCUAAGCCAUUAAUGCCGGCCUGUGGACCUGAUCAAUUGAAAAAGUCAAAAACUGGACCCGAUAACUGCGUGCAGUAUUUCUGCGAAUGUAAACCGUUUUCGGAAUGUGCACCUGCGAACUUGUCACGAGAACUAAAAGUGGGCGAAGUGAUCGUUAAUAAUUCUAUGGGAUGUUGUCCUACAUUCGAAAUAUUAUGUGAUGAAUCAAAAUGUCCAAUCAAGCCAAAUGGCUGCGAGAAAGCCAUUCCACGAAAUAAUUGAAAAAAAAGAGGAAGGAAACUGCUGCAGAGAAUUUCUGUGUGUACCACCGAAGGACGCAUGCUUAGUUCCUACAAACGAUACGACCUUAUUGAAAAAAAUAGGAGAAAAAUGGCAUUCAAAUCAACCGUGUCUAUCAUAUACCUGCUCAUAUGGCCCUGAUGGAUUACCACUAGUAAUAGGC